Messenger RNA from Acanthocheilonema viteae, 282 nucleotides. The record is from the annotation of a GenBank genome assembly. NCBI's taxonomy places the organism in Eukaryota, Metazoa, Nematoda, Chromadorea, Rhabditida, Onchocercidae.
AUGUUUUAUCAUUUGCAGUGUCUUGAAAUUUGUGAGCGAAAAAAAGCAUCAGAAGACAGUUGGACAGAACAGGUGAUCGGUGCACCUUUAAUAAGCAAUCCAGUACAAGUACCUGAUCAAAAUAAUAUGUAUAUUGCACGUUAUGAUAAAGAUGGAUUGGUAUAUUUUGGAGGAGCAUGGAAUGAAAGUGGCGUGGUACAGUGUGAAUUUGCUUGUGAACAAGUGAAAUUAAAAGGAGCAGAUAUUGGUGAUAAAAUUUGGGUACCAUAUCUGCCUUAUUAA